Messenger RNA from Lachancea lanzarotensis, 1758 nucleotides. RefSeq names its product LALA0S02e11562g1_1 (gene NUR1). The transcript has a single exon. The record is from RefSeq and is a predicted model, not a curated record. Gene Ontology annotation, biological process: maintenance of rDNA; regulation of exit from mitosis. The coding region runs from base 1 to 1758 and encodes 585 amino acids. Lineage: Eukaryota; Fungi; Ascomycota; Saccharomycetes; Saccharomycetales; Saccharomycetaceae.
AUGUCGUUUCGGUUGUCUAAGUCCCAAUGGCGUUCUAUUGAAGGUGAAAAGGACGAAAUUAAUCAAGAGUUGGAAGAGACUGCGGGGGAAGAAGAAUACGAGAAUGAGGAAUCACAUUUACAAAGCUUAUUUUCUUUACUAGCUAGCUCACCAUACGAUAUUCUUUUGCAUAUAAAUGAGCACUUUGAGAGUGUAGAUUGGGAUUCAAAAGCAGAAAGUGUGGCCAAACGAACUGGUAAUUUGCUGACAGCAUCGUUUUUCGUAACGCGUAUUCUUCAGGACAAUCUUAUCAAGCCAAACAUGCACAACAUUGGCAAAAAACAUGAUUCGUUUGACUUGUCCAAGUCAAAAGCCUUGCGAAACCUUGAAAUAUGGUCACAAUCCGCUGCAAUGGGGUUACAGGAUUCUCAUCUCGAAUGGUAUUGGGAGUUUUUAAGGUGGCUGAAUAUUCUACUCCGGAUUUCGUGGUCUAUUCUACUACUUUUGAAUGUCAUUGUCAGCUAUAAAUUUUUAUUUGCUAGGUAUCAUGCCUACUCAUUGUUCUAUUGUCAAAAACGUCCACGCUCGAAAAACGUAAACGUACGGUCGUUCAACGAUUUGGGAUACCGCUCUGCUGAAGAUAUAUCUCGAAGCUCGUUAUGGCUGAUGGUUAAAGCAGCGUUUCGGCGCAAGCAUGCCAAGGAAAAACAGUCUCCGGGAAAAUUUUAUUACGAAUUAAGGAAGUGGAGCCCUGGUAAAUUUUGUGCUGCACUUUUCAGCACUUUCUCUCCAGCAUGCCUGAUUUUUCUCACAAUAACAGAGGUCUCAUUCAUAUCCCUCCUGCCAGUACUGGCUCACCAGUAUUUAUCGUUCUUAAUUGUCUACGAACGGUACGAGGGUCGUCUUGACGAUGAGGCGUGUCUUGCCGAGGCUAAUCAUGCGGAGAUCAAUGAGAAGAUAAUCAAACCCAAAACCUCUGUUAAAACCCAAGAUGCGAUGGUCGACGCCACGCCCUAUGGAGGCAGAUCAGCCGUGUUUUUCCCGUCAUUCACAACUACAAGGUCUCAUAUUUUCCAGACGCAUACAGUAUCAGGAGACUUAAUAACAGAACGUUACAAUCCUGCCACUGAAGUGUUUGAAGACAUCGAAACAGCCGAUAUCGCCCAGAAUUACGUUAGUCGAGAAGCCCUAACUUUACAAGACAGAACACCCCGCGAAAAGGCCAUUAACGGCGCCGCUGUGCGUCCUGUUUUUUGGAGUCGACAGCCCAGUCCCAACAAGAAUGUCACGCCCUCGAGGUACAUGCAUUCCAGGGCGUCGCCGACGUCUGCUCCUCUUACUCCUAGUUUGAGGCCUUUGGUCGGGGCCGACUUUUCUACAAUAAAUAACGCCUCUGGUGUCCUGAAUAAAAGUGGUAGUACACACCAUGAUAGGAGUGCGUGGCGGCAUGAAACCAGCUCUAGGCUGCGGCGUAACUCCACAAGCCCGAUCAAACCUGUCGGAUACAUGAGUGCAGCGGGAAUGCGCAACAUCCACAGGCCUGUAAUCGAAGGAGACAGUUCUGUCUCUUUUAGCAUGGACGGCAUCCAUGCGGAUCUACCCUUUGAGGAUGUCGUUCGCCGAGGUCGCCGAACGCACAUAGAUAGUCGCUUUUCAAGAGAUUCCCCCACCGGAAGAUCCUCGGCAGCUUCUUCUCGGCGCAGUAGUAUAAGCCCUAUGAAAAGCGCGAACAACACGUUCAGAGGCGAUAUUUCGGACACACGACCUCCAUUUAGAUAA